AUGCAAGACCGUAAUAGCUUUUGUUCCGUCUCUAGUCCUAUUAGAUAUAGUUACCCGAGAACUAUUAAUACUGUCGUUGUCGUUAACAGAAAAUCCGUAACAAUAGAUCUCAAGAAAAAAUUAGGGAGUCAUACUCGACGAAUUUCUAAUGAUUCAAUUUCUUCCAAUGAUUCUGGUAUUGGACUCCCCAAAGAAGAAUAUGAAAUACGACGAGCUGUAAAAGCACAAAGAGUUUCAAGUGUUCAACGUCCACAUAUAAUCUUAAUGCACAAAGGUAAACCAGUAAACAAUCAAAAUAAUGAAGAUGCCGAUUCUAAUUUGAUAUUAAAGGCAGCCAUUGCAUCAAAAAGACAUAGGAGAGAAAUAGCCGUUAUGCAACAAAGAAAUUCUUUCUACAAUGAGGAGAGAGAUAUAAUAUCUCAUACGAAACAAGAAUCAAAUCCUAUCAUUGUAGAUUUAAAUGGUAAUGUCGAUGUUUCAAAAGUAGAUGACAACAGUACAAUUAAUGUUUCAAAGGAUGUAACACAAGAAUCGGAAAUAAAUUCUGACAUAAAGCCUGCAGUUUCCGAAGAAUUUUCAAAAGAUAAUAUUGUUUCUCUUGAAGAACCCAUAAUAAAUUGUACGCUAAUAGAAUCUAAAAUGGACAUUAUUCCCGAAGAACCAAAAGAAUCAAACGAACAAAUUCUUAAAACAAAUAAAGAGAACAUACCUAUACAUCGAAUUCGAUCACCAAGAAGAAAUUCAAUUUUCAUAAAUAAUUAUUCACCUAUGAAAAAAAUUUCGAAAUCCGUGAAAAAAUUUCUUGAAAGACGGAACGUGACUGUCGCAUGUUUGAAUUGUAGGCAACGUAAAGCAAAAUGUUCUGGAGAAUACGUUUGCGAAAGGUGUAAAACAUACGAAUUAGAACGUAAAUUCACUCCCGUCGCUAAACGAAGUCCACAAAACUAUAACAGGAAACUUCGUUUUAAGCCGCCUAAAACAAUAAUCGAAGAUAAUUUAACAUUAAAUAUUAAUAAUAAUAGUUUAAUGACGCCUUGA
Messenger RNA from Diversispora eburnea, 1038 nucleotides. The record is from the annotation of a GenBank genome assembly. NCBI's taxonomy places the organism in Eukaryota, Fungi, Glomeromycota, Glomeromycetes, Diversisporales, Diversisporaceae.